AUGCUUUGGGCCACAACAGUGGUUGCAUUAUUUGGAGAUGUACCACAAAAUGAAAAACACAUUUUGGACAAACUUAUGAAAACGAAGACACGUAUGAAAAAUACGUCUUCUGGAAGUGGCGCUAAAAUCUCGAAAUAUAUGUUUUUCGAAGAAAUAAGGUUUUUGGAUGGAGUAAAUGACGAAAACGUAGUUGACGAGUUAUUGCAGGAACUGGGUGAUGCUGAUUUUGUUACGCAGGAAUGCGGAGAGUAA
Parnassius apollo (apollo) is the source of this 252-nucleotide messenger RNA. NCBI's taxonomy places the organism in Eukaryota, Metazoa, Arthropoda, Insecta, Lepidoptera, Papilionidae. The record is from the annotation of a GenBank genome assembly.